AUGACGCGUCCGGUAUUGUUCACGACGGCCCUGGGCCUGCUGCUCCUGCUGCAGCUGCUGGGCUUCGCGACAGCGGCGUCCAAGCCGAAGCCGAAGUUCUGCACCAAGGACAAGGCCGUCGCCAAGUGCGUCUCGGCCGUCAACAAGCACGUCAAGACGACCAUCGUGUCCAAGUACUGCUCCUCCGUCCUGCAGUGCCCGCCCGAUAGCACGACGACGCUCAAAGGCACGGUCACAACGACGAGGACCAAGACGAAGAACGGCGGCGCCGUUCCAUGGACUGAGAUCCUGGCUCUAAAUGCACCUGGGCCAAGGGUACUGACGGGCUGGGGGCACCAGGAAACCACCUACACGCCCGUCGCGACAUCAACCGAGAGGCCGACGUGGACCGUAGAGAAAUUCGAAGUGACCACACUGGCACUCAACAAGAGGGAACCCAAAAAGCACCAUGAUCCCAACCCGAAGAUCAAAAUGUUCCCUCUCAGGGUCAGGGCGUCGUGCGACGAGGCGGUCCAGGAAAAGGCGUGCGCGUGUCUCCACACCUGCCCCCCCGUCGUCACGAAAGACGAACGGAAGACCGUCAAAACGGUGGAGAAGGAGUUUUACUAUACUGUAAGGGAUAGAUGCCGCGGCGUGUUGUGGGAGGACUGGAUAACGAAGGCUGACCGCAUCAUCCAGUACUCGACGGUAUACGAACCAUAUACAGAGACAGAGUAUGCGCCGAUCUACCACACAGAUGUCAUAUCUUAUACUGAGACCGAAGUGGCCGAGAUCCUCGCGACGAACACAAGGACGGCGACAUGCACGCCUUCGGUGUCGAACCCCUCGUUCUACCUGUCGGCCACCAUGACCUCGUACCCGUCCAACCUCCCGACACCGCUCCCGUACUACCAGAAGUACAUGCGCAUCGUGCCGAACUUUGAGUUUUUCAGAGAGGCGGGCGCGCUCUUCUGGCCGCGGUACGUCGCGCCCAAGGCCGAAGCCGGCAGCUUCAGCCUCGACAGCCAGGGCCGCCUCAUGUCGGAGACGUCGUACGGCGUGCACUACUUGUCGACGGACCCCUAUGGCGACUUCCAGCUCGUAGAGUUCCUGCCAGAGCCCUUCGUCGACCUGCGCAAGUGGUACUACAUCUACUGCAACAUGAUCCCGCCGUCCGGGCAGUUCGCUGGGGGCUACAAGGAGCUCAACUGUAGCGGCGCCUUCUUCCAAGUCGACACGUUCCAGUACUGCCCCCUAUACGACGAAUACUUCGACACCGGCUCAGUGAUCGGGUCCGAGAUGUCCGACACGUCGCCGGACUGCUUCCCGAUGACGUUCUUGGUCGUGCCGAUGUGUACCUGA
Messenger RNA from Colletotrichum higginsianum IMI 349063, 1341 nucleotides. RefSeq lists its product as uncharacterized. The transcript is spliced from 4 exons. Lineage: Eukaryota; Fungi; Ascomycota; Sordariomycetes; Glomerellales; Glomerellaceae. The coding region runs from base 1 to 1341 and encodes 446 amino acids. The record is from RefSeq and is a predicted model, not a curated record.